AUGUCUUCGAUCCUGAGAUUAGGGGCUGUGCUCCUUGGUGCUGUCAGCCUCGUCACUGCUGUGCCGGUCGAACUUGAGAAGAGAGAGGUCUCCGCCAACAUCCUCUCCCAACUCGAGUUCUUCAGCCAAUACUCCGCCGCAGCAUACUGUCUCGGAAACAACAACAGCCCCAACACAAAAGUCACCUGUCCGCAAGGGAACUGUGCUCGCGUAGAAGCAGCCAACACCAACACAUUGACAGAAUUCGAGAACUCCAUCAAAUCCGACAUCACCGGCUUCGUCGCCACAGACACGACAAACAAACUCAUCGUGCUUUCCUUCCGCGGCUCAAGAUCCGUCCGCAACUGGCUCACCAACCUAAAUUUCCCCGUCGCGCCAACCACCAUCUGCGCUACCUGCGGCUCAUCAAUCGGCUUCUGGCAGUCCUGGCUCGAAGCACAAACUAACGUGCUUGCCGCCAUCAAAGAAGCGCAAGCGCAAUACCCGUCCUUCAAGGUCGUGGUUACGGGGCACUCGCUCGGUGGUGCCUUGGCAAGUCUGGCCGCAGGAUUUCUACGUGCGCAGGGGACGACGGUCGAUCUGUAUACCUACGGCGCGCCAAAGGUUGGGCUGCAGGGGCUGGCAGACUACAUCUCUGACACGUCAAAAGGACAGACGUAUCGCGUCACUCACAAGGCUGAUCCGGUGCCCAAGCUGCCGCCCGCUCUUCUCGGCUACAGGCACACAAGUCCUGAGUACUAUAUUACUAGUGGGAACGACGCGCAGCCUGGGACGGGGGAUGUGAACGUAUUGACUGGCAGCUUGAACCUGAAUGGGAACGAGGGGGACUUAGGGAUCGAUAUCGAUGCGCAUUUGUGGUAUUUUGGACAUAUUAGUGCGUGUGAGGGUCAGGAGGGGAUUGAGAUCAGGGGGUUGGGUGAUGAGUAA
Molecule: messenger RNA, 927 nt
Organism: Macroventuria anomochaeta
Lineage: Eukaryota; Fungi; Ascomycota; Dothideomycetes; Pleosporales; Didymellaceae
Product: alpha/beta-hydrolase
Exons: 3
Coding region: 1-927 (308 amino acids)
Biological process (GO): lipid catabolic process
Source: RefSeq, a predicted model, not a curated record